UAACCAUCCGCGCCAGACAAAUGUGAACAGGCUUCUGCCUACGCCAUGUGCUUCCGGAAAUAACAAACAGACUUCCGGCCGCCUAGAAAAUAUUUCUCCUUGUACGGGCAAAAACUGACCAUUCCUGCUCCUAAACUCCACUUUUGCGGACUCUAAACAAGAAAAGGAUGUCCCUGGCAGCCAACGUGAACCCCACCCCGGGGCAGGCAGCAGCUCUGACCCUGGUGGACCUGGGGAAGAGACUGCUGGAUGCUGCCAGGAAGGGCCAUGAUGAAGAAGUCAGGAUGCUCAUGUCUAACGGGGCACCUUUCACUACGGACUGGCUGGGAACCUCCCCGCUCCACUUUGCAGCCCAACACGGGCACACGUCCACUGCAGAGGUCUUACUGAGGGCAGGGGUCAGUCGGGAUGCAAGGACAAAGGUGGACAGGACACCCCUUCACAUGGCAGCACAGGAGGGACAUCUGGACAUUGUGGAGAUGCUCCUCAAGAAUGGAGCUGAUGUCAAUGCCAAAGACAUGCUGAGGAUGACCCCCCUCCACUGGGCAGUUGAGGCUGGCCAUAAGGAUAUAGCCAAGUGCCUGAUGAGGAAUGGAGCUGAACUCUAUGUAGAGAGUAAGUUUGAAAAGACUGCGUUUGACAUAACAUUGGACAAAGGUGAUGAUGAAAUGCUCAACCUACUUAGGCAAGGCAAUGUGAAUGGCAGCAGCACAGAGAGGCUGUCUACCUCAGCGACCCCCACCACCAUCUACCUGACCCAGACCAGCGGUGCGGCAACACCUGUGUUCCUGCCAGCAGGUGGGAAUAUAGCUACUCUUGUCACAUCAACACCUUCCAACAAGACCAACACUGGGGCCAGAACGACAUCUACAGAGACGGGAUCCACGUCAGUACUGGCAACGUUGGCAGCACUAGCCGAGGCUUCUGCACCCCUCACUACACCUACGACUGUGCAAGGUAGUGCGCAAGAAGUUUUGUCGUGGCUGGAGUCCCAGGGGAUCCAGACCACCACAACAGGUGCCUCCUCCCCCCACACCAUCACCAUAGAGAGUGGACAGACUCUCACACUGACAGAGGCAGGCAAACUCGCACUCAAGCUCACCAAUCAGACAACAGGGCAAGUGGAGGAAGCUACCUCGGAGGCAGAAAGCCAGAGCCAAUCAGGGAUUGGUCAGAUGGUCGGAUCACCGUCGGGUCAGAGGGUCAUCACCAUAGUAGCAGACCAGGGUCAGAUCCCGGCGCUGCAGACCACGGUCGUGCCUACUGCCGCCACCAACACACCCAUAAUGGUUGCCAUGGCAACAGGGGACCAUCAAGGUCCUGCAGUAGUGACUGUAGCAGCCCAGGAGAGAACCUCGGCUGGAAAUGUGACCACUGACAACGACCCUCCCAGUAAGAGAAUGAGGGGAGACAGUGAUGCAGACAAUGCACAGCUCAACUGGCUCAAGGAAAAGCAUAACCAGGAAAGUGUAGAGAGGGAGAUGCUACAGAAACAGCUGGAGGCUGCACAGAAGGAGGCUGAGCGGUACAAGGAACAGCUGGCCAGGAAAGAACAAGAGGCGGAGAAGUACAAACAGAAACUCGCCGAGAUCAGCAAAACAAAGACUAAGGAUAGUUAAACUCAUUCGUGUACUACAUGUAUGUUUCUCUUGUUUUGAUUGUGAUUUUUGUUCACAAAUCAGAUGCCUUAUACAUGUCAACACAUUAGAUCCGAAACAUUCUUCUGUGCAGAGCUGAGUCCAUAUUAUAGAAAUCCUUAGAAUUCACCUCUGCUUUUCUAGGCAAGGUUUUUCAUACUUCUGUGGCCACAUACCAGUGGUCAGCCAAUCAGAAAAAUGCUUAUUUUAUGUUGUCCAAUGGGAAGGCUUGUGCUAAAUAAGGCAAGCUCAUUGAUAUUCAUAACCAAGACAGUCUGUGAACACAAGAUACUGUUGGCCUAAAAGGCGAUUUACUAGUACUUUCAGCAUCCAAAAACAUUUAUCGAGUACCAAAUUUGAGACCUGUCAGAUCUACGGGAAGACAGCAAUCACUGCAUCAUAGAUUUACAACUGAAAAGAGAGUCUUGACCUAGUUCUCGCAACUCUCGCGAGA
Messenger RNA from Branchiostoma floridae (Florida lancelet), 2091 nucleotides. Its product is annotated as GA-binding protein subunit beta-1-like. Gene Ontology annotation, cellular component: nucleus. The transcript has 12 exons. Gene Ontology annotation, biological process: positive regulation of transcription by RNA polymerase II. Gene Ontology annotation, molecular function: transcription cis-regulatory region binding; protein binding. Bases 168 to 1619 code for a protein of 483 amino acids. The record is from RefSeq and is a predicted model, not a curated record. Lineage: Eukaryota; Metazoa; Chordata; Leptocardii; Amphioxiformes; Branchiostomatidae.